Molecule: messenger RNA, 303 nt
Organism: Leptosomus discolor (cuckoo roller)
Lineage: Eukaryota; Metazoa; Chordata; Aves; Leptosomiformes; Leptosomidae
Source: RefSeq, a predicted model, not a curated record
CGUUACAGGCUGGUUUUCGGGAUGCUGUACCCUGCCUACGCUUCCUACAAGGCUGUGAAGACCAAAAACAUCCGGGAAUACGUCCGCUGGAUGAUGUACUGGAUCGUCUUCGCGCUCUUCAUGGCCACCGAGACCUUCACCGACCUCCUCAUCUCCUGGCUUCCCUUCUACUACGAGGUGAAGAUGGCGUUUGUCGUCUGGCUGCUCUCCCCCUACACCCGGGGGGCCAGCCUGCUCUACCGCAAAUUCGUGCACCCCACGCUGUCCCGCAAGGAGAAGGAGAUCGACACGUACCUCAUCCGG